GGAAGUGUUGCGAGCCUAUCGAUAACUCUGGAAUAGACUGCAAUAACCUACGCCACUGCGGUCAAACUGCCGCAGACUUCUGAGUAGAUCGCUGAGCGAUAGUUUCGGCAGCACCUCCUGGAUUCUCGGUUUUGCUGGAGGCAGCAACCGGGGCCUCGCCGCCACCAUGUUUCGAAAUCAGUAUGACAAUGAUGUAACUGUUUGGAGCCCUCAGGGCAGGAUUCAUCAAAUUGAAUAUGCAAUGGAAGCUGUUAAACAAGGUUCAGCCACAGUUGGUCUGAAAUCAAAAACUCAUGCAGUGUUGGUUGCAUUGAAAAGGGCACAAUCAGAGCUUGCAGCUCAUCAGAAAAAAAUUCUCCAUGUUGACAACCAUAUCGGUAUCUCAAUCGCGGGACUUACAGCUGAUGCUAGACUCUUAUGUAAUUUUAUGCGUCAGGAGUGUUUGGAUUCCAGAUUUGUAUUCGAUAGACCACUUCCUGUGUCUCGUCUUGUAUCUCUAAUUGGAAGCAAGACCCAGAUACCAACACAACGAUAUGGCCGGAGACCUUAUGGUGUUGGGCUGCUUAUUGCUGGUUAUGAUGAUAUGGGCCCUCACAUUUUCCAAACCUGUCCAUCUGCUAACUAUUUUGACUGCAGAGCUAUGUCCAUUGGAGCCCGUUCCCAGUCAGCUCGUACUUACUUGGAGAGACAUAUGUCUGAAUUUAUGGAGUGCAAUUUAAAUGAACUAGUUAAACAUGGUCUGCGUGCCUUAAGGGAGACACUUCCUGCAGAACAGGACCUAACUACGAAGAAUGUUUCCAUUGGAAUUGUUGGUAAAGACUUGGAAUUUACAAUCUAUGAUGAUGAUGAUGUGUCUCCAUUCCUGGAAGGUCUUGAAGAAAGGCCACAGAGAAAGGCACAGCCUGUUCAACCUGCUGAUGAACCUGCAGAAAAGGCUGAUGAACCAAUGGAACAUUAAGUGAUAAGCCAGUCAAUAUAUGUAUUAUCAAAUAUGUAAGAAUACAGGCACCACAUACUGAUGACAGUAAUUAUACUGUGAACCAAAAGUUGCAGAGUAAUGGAAUGCUGUGUUUUAGGUAUCAGUCCAGAUGUGAGUUUUUCCAAGCAACCUCACUGAAACCCUAUAAUAGAAUACAUUUUUCUUUGAAAGUGUCUGUAUAAUCGUUUUCCAGAAAGUAUGGGUAUCUGUACUAAUGUUUUUAUAUGAAGAAAAUAGGUGUCUUUGUGGUUUUAAAUACAACUGUGAAAUAAAAUUGUUUCACCACCCUGGUA
This is a messenger RNA of Saimiri boliviensis boliviensis (Bolivian squirrel monkey), 1272 nucleotides long. It is a transcript of the gene PSMA1, whose product is annotated as proteasome 20S subunit alpha 1. The record is from RefSeq and is a predicted model, not a curated record. Lineage: Eukaryota; Metazoa; Chordata; Mammalia; Primates; Cebidae. Gene Ontology annotation, biological process: ubiquitin-dependent protein catabolic process. Gene Ontology annotation, cellular component: proteasome core complex, alpha-subunit complex; proteasome core complex.